Molecule: messenger RNA, 3541 nt
Organism: Heterobilharzia americana
Lineage: Eukaryota; Metazoa; Platyhelminthes; Trematoda; Strigeidida; Schistosomatidae
Source: the annotation of a GenBank genome assembly
ACUGUAAACAAGUAACCUGGGUGUUUUUGAAGCAUUCAGACUACGGAUGUUGAUAAAUCUGUUGGUUUUGGGGGCUCUAGUCAGCUCCACUGCCAUUUAUUCGCAAACAACAAUAAGAUGGUGUUCAGUAUCCCUAGAAGAGCAUAUGAAGUGUAACCGUCUUGGUUCAGUGGUUCAAGCUAUUCCUUCACUAUUGAACAAGUACAAUUUGACUUGUGUACUGGGUUCCGAUGAAUUUAAUUGUAUGAAGUUAAUCAGUGAACGAUCAGCUGAUUUAAUGAAUCUUGAUGCUGGUCUUGCAUAUUAUGGCAGUUCAUUGUAUAGUCUACGACCUAUAGCCGUAGAGAAUUAUGCAGUCAGUAAUGCAGCGAAUGCAAGAAAUUUAUACUAUUAUGCAGUCAUGGUUAAACCAAUCGGUGUGAAAAUAGAUCCUACAAACUUGAGGGGCAGAGAAAUCUGCUCAGCUGGUGCUGGUACUGCAGAAGGAUGGGUUAUGCCUGUAGGCAUGUUGAUCUCAGACUUGCAGGCUAUCCCAGUUACACAGUGUAAUAGUGUUGUGCAGAAUUUAAUCCGUUAUCUUGGCGACUCAUGUAUACCAAAUUCAUUAUCAGAAAUUUUUAACCCAUUUGGAGAUAAUACUCAAGAAGUAUGUCGAUUGUGUUACAAUUCAGGAUUGUCUGACUGGUGUGCGUCAUUAGAUCGAUAUGCGGGAAAUCAAGGUGCGUUAAGAUGCUUGAGAGAAUAUACUGAAAACUACGAAUCGAUAUACAAACCAGUUGUUGCUUUUGUACGAGACCAAGAAAUAGAUUUAGCGUCUCGUGAUGGAUUCCCAAUCGAAAACUAUGAACUAUUAUGUCCAACAAAAAUGCCGAAUGGAAGUUGGACUGCCAGUAUUUCUUCAUCAACCAUUUGUAAUUGGGGGAAAAUUCCAUCACGUAUAAUUAUGACCAGUUUAAUUCAGCCCGAUGUAAAUAUAUACACAGAAUUUCUUGAUUUAUUAGUCCAAAAUUUUGGCCCAGAUGGAAGUAGUAUUUCAAUGUUCAAUUUAUUCUCCUCUGUUGGUUAUUCAAUGCCAAAUGGAGUCAAUGUUACACAUCAUUUAAUGUUUUCAGAUUUUACAAAAAAUAUCUAUAUUCCACCUAUAACUGAAACAGAAACGUAUUAUAGAUGGAUUGAUCCAUCUUUCAAAAAUGCUUUGAAAAAAUUAGAACUAUGUCCAUUGCCUACACUUGGUUGGUGUGUAAUUGAUGAAUUUGAAAUGUCUAAAUGUCAACGUAUGUCAAGUGCAUUCUCUGCAAAACGUAUUCAACCUGAUAUGUAUUGUCUACAGGCUAAUUCUACUAUCGAUUGUAUGAGAUUAAUUAAAGAUGGUUAUGCUGAUAUGGUUACAUUAGAGGCUGGAGAUUUGUAUAUUGCUGGAAAAUAUUUUGACUUAGUUCCAAUUGUUGCCGAGAAUUAUGGUGAUGGACCACUUUAUUAUGCAGUUGCUAUAGUUGAGAAAGUGAAUCCUGGUUUGUUAAUCUCCAACUGGCGUCAUCGUCGUACCUGUCACAGUGGUGUGGGUAAAGCAGCUGGAUGGAUUAUUCCAUUGAAUACUGUACUGGAUACAAGACAAGUGAUUGUACUAGAUGGACACUUAGUGCAUGCAUUCGGUGAAUUAAUCAGUCGAGCUUGUGUUCCGGGUAUACUGAAUAAAGCUUAUGAUCAUAUUGGAACAAACCCUUUAAAUUUGUGUGAAUUAUGCACAGGUGGGAAUGCUGAUCGAUGUCAUCGAGACAACUUGGAAUUGUAUUAUGGAGAUGCCGGUGCUUUCAGAUGCUUAACAGAAGGAGGAGAUAUAGCAUUUGCUCGUCAUACAACAGUUCAUACAAACACAGGUGGAAGGUGAGCUACACAAGAUUCAAAUCUUUUUUGUGAGGUUUCUGGCUAGAAAGAAAAUGUUAGUUGGAUGGAGACAGUCGGUAGGAAGGCCUGGACCUAGGUUUCAUGCUUGCUCACACUAGUUAGCAAGGUGUAUCUACAACCCCGACAGAACUGAUAUCUCGCCUGAAAUCUAAACUCCCGUCACCAAGUAUUGCAGUCAGCGACGUUACCACUGAGCUAUUUGGGGCGCUGCUAACUUCCUGUAGGGCUAGAUUAGAUAUAUUGAUUGGUCGCUGGCGGGUAAUCAACUUCAGUCAGGUCCCGCAACGAGCACUCUACUGUUAAGCCACAUGGUUAGAGUUAUUUGAUUCACUUUUCUUUCAUCUUCUGUCAAUUUUUGAUAUAAUACAAUUAAUGUCAGUUCUCGAUGAAUAUGAAAGUGUUUUGAUAAACACACUGUCAGUUAAUCUGUAAGCUCAGAAGUCAUCACUAGUCUGUUGGAAUUUAGAGUCAAAGGUACUUUAAAUUGUGUUGAAAUUAUACAACUAUUUCAAGGUUAUCAAUGUUUAUUAUCACCAUAUUCUUUAACCGAUUGCAUAGUUUUGUUUACGGUCGUUUCGUUUAUACUUGUGUCCUAAUCUGAUUUGGUUAAGUAUAGUAAAACAAAAACUUUGGAUUUAGCCCAAUCGUUCAAUGUUUGUCAACACAACAAUGAGUUUUUAUUUGGGAGGCAAGGAAUUAUUGUUGUCAUCCUUAGUAAGGGGCUUAUUUUUGUUCAUUGACUGGAAUUCCAGUGAAAAUUAUCAUUGUAUUAUGUAUGAUGAAAGGUCUUCAUUUUGGUUAAUGGGUGAAUCACGAUUCACUGGAAACUGCGAGCUGAAUUAAAUCCUGUUAAAGUAGGAGUAUACUGAGCUGCAGUCAGCUCUGUCCCAUUACAUGACUGCGAGAAAUGGCUGAAGAGAUAAGAAGUUUGCCAAUACAGAUGUUGUCUUAGCAUUACUCACAUACGAUGGAAUCAACUUUUCAGCAAUACAGAGAUUAGGCGAAGAGUACAAGACAUGAAAGGAAGCUUGGUCGAUGGGAUUGUGAAUCUUCUUUCACUUAGGUGGAUUGGACAUUCGUAGUGCAUGCCGGGUCACCGCCUACACCAGCAUGUAAUGCUAAACGAAGUAGAAUUAGGUUGGAAAAAGGCUCAUGGUAGUCAAACGUGGGAUAAAUCUAUGGAGUUUCUGACUUAUGGUCUGACCCAUGUAUGAAGCCAUAUACUACCUAGUUGAGGUCCUCGAGAUGAUGUGAAUAAAUGGUUGGAAACCUUCGAUGAAAUGACUAAAAACCAGUCACAAUAGCUUAAAUGUAUUCAAUUUUCGACGUUUCCGCUUCUUUUGAUUCUGAAAUUCUUUCUCUUGCUGUACACUCUUCUCUGUUUUGGAAUCAUCAAUUUUUUUUUCGAUUCAUUUAUUGUCUGUAUUUUUUUGUGAAUUGUGGCAAUUUGAACCUAUGAACUUUUAUGCUUGGUUCCACAUUUUGUUAGUCUAAAGACAAGGCUUUGAUAUUCAACAUUGACUAUAUAAAUAUAUGCUGUUUUGUUCUAUGUGAACCCACUGUAUUUAUUUUACUUGAAGACCAUAUCGUGUACAAUAAACUAAUGAAAAUAUACCAUCCAUAUAUUGUUGUUCUC